Messenger RNA from Anoplopoma fimbria (sablefish), 1023 nucleotides. RefSeq names its product melanocortin receptor 5-like. The record is from RefSeq and is a predicted model, not a curated record. Gene Ontology annotation, cellular component: membrane. The transcript has 4 exons. NCBI's taxonomy places the organism in Eukaryota, Metazoa, Chordata, Actinopteri, Perciformes, Anoplopomatidae. Gene Ontology annotation, molecular function: melanocortin receptor activity. Bases 1 to 1023 code for a protein of 340 amino acids. Gene Ontology annotation, biological process: G protein-coupled receptor signaling pathway.
AUGAAUCUGUCUGAUGAGUCCUCCUACCAAAAGGAGUUGCUGGGUAACUUCACCUUGGCUUACUCCUACUACCACCAGAACUACACCCUAGCCCCCCCGCUGCAUCCAGACAAGACCAGCGCUUCCAAACCUGCAGCAUGCGAGCAGGUCCACAUCGCUGUAGAGGUCUUUCUGAUCCUGGGUAUCAUCUCCCUGCUGGAAAAUAUCCUGGUGAUCACAGCCAUAGUGAAGAACAAGAACCUCCACUCACCCAUGUACUUCUUCGUCUGCAGUCUGGCAGUAGCGGACAUGCUGGUGAGUGUGUCCAACGCCUGGGAGACCAUCAUCAUUUACCUCCUCAACAACAGACAGCUGGUGGUGGAGGAUCACUUCAUCCGGCAGAUGGACAAUGUGUUUGACUCCAUGAUCUGCAUCUCUGUCGUGGCAUCGAUGUGUAGCCUGCUGGCCAUCGCUGUGGACAGGUACGUCACCAUCUUCUAUGCACUGAGGUACCACAACAUCAUGACAGUGAGGAGAGCCGGCUGCAUCAUCGGGGGAAUCUGGACCUUCUGCACUGGCUGCGGGAUCGUCUUCAUCAUCUACUCAGACACCACCCCCGUCAUCAUCUGCCUGGUCUCCAUGUUCUUUGCCAUGUUGCUCAUCAUGGCCUCCCUCUACAGCCACAUGUUCAUGCUGGCGCGUUCCCACGUCAAGCGCAUCGCCGCCCUGCCUGGCUACAACUCCAUCCACCAGCGAGCCAGCAUGAAAGGGGCCAUCACGCUCACCAUUCUGCUGGGAAUCUUCAUCGUCUGCUGGGCCCCCUUCUUCCUCCACCUGAUCUUGAUGAUCUCGUGCCCGCGGAACCUCUACUGCGUGUGCUUCAUGUCCCACUUCAACAUGUACCUCAUCCUCAUCAUGUGCAACUCGGUGAUUGACCCUCUGAUCUAUGCCUUCAGGAGCCAGGAGAUGAGGAAGACUUUUAAGGAGAUCAUCUGUUGUUACAGCCUGAGAAACGCCUGCACCAACCUGACGGGUAAGUACUGA